AUGGCUACUCAAAAGUACAUCCAAAAAGCAGAUGACUUGAUUAAGGCUAACCCAUACUUGAUGAUUUCGAAAUCUUGGUGCCCAGAUUGUCACUACACUUACAAAGUAUGGGCAAAAUAUAAUGUAUCAGAUAAAGUUCACAUUAUUGAAUUCGAUAAAUUUGAAAAUCAAACGGAAGCUAUUGAGCUUGAAAAGGCUUUCACUCAAAUUUCUGGUAGAAAAUGGGUUCCUACGAUUUUUUUCAACGGAAAGUUGUUGGGAACUGAACAAGAUUUGAAGAGAUGGGAGAGUGAAGAUAAAUUGGAAACAAUCUUUAGAACCGAAAAAUUAAUUUAA
Dujonia railenensis is the source of this 336-nucleotide messenger RNA. Lineage: Eukaryota; Fungi; Ascomycota; Pichiomycetes; Serinales; Debaryomycetaceae. The record is from the annotation of a GenBank genome assembly.